This is a messenger RNA of Australozyma saopauloensis, 756 nucleotides long. RefSeq names its product glutathione S-transferase family protein. The transcript has a single exon. The record is from RefSeq and is a predicted model, not a curated record. The coding region runs from base 1 to 756 and encodes 251 amino acids. NCBI's taxonomy places the organism in Eukaryota, Fungi, Ascomycota, Pichiomycetes, Serinales, Metschnikowiaceae.
AUGCACCUGUCUAAGGAUAAAUUUACGCUCCAUUUUCUCGAUGAGUCGAGAAGUCUCCGAAUUAUGUGGAUGUUGGAAAUUCUAGGCCUCGACUACGAAAUUGACAUCUAUCUUCGGAAUCCGGAGACAUUGCGUGGUCCUCCGGAACUAUUCCAGGUCCAUCCGCUCGGAAAGGCGCCAGUUAUGGAUAUCAAGUUUGCGGACGGUAGUCCAGAUCUUCAAUUGGUUGAAUCAGGCCUCAUAACGCAGUAUCUAUUGAAGCAUUAUGACCCAAAAGACAAAUUGAACCCAAGCAAUGAGAGAGACAAGCUUUUAGUUGAUUACUACAUUCACUACACAGAGGGUACGCUUCAACCAAUUUUGAUGUCAAUUUUAAUUAAUAGCUCUGCGAAGCGAAUUGCUCCAGUGGGUUUAAAAACCAUGGCUAAACUUCUUUCGAAAGGGCUCAAUUAUGGCUACUACAAGCCCGAAUUUGACCUCAACAUGCGCUUUUUGGACUCGAAACUACGAGAGCAGGGAUCUGGAUUCUUUGUUGGAUCGAAGUUAACUGCCGCCGAUAUUAUGUUGAGUUUCCCAGUCUAUGAGAAUGUGUUCGAUAAUGAGAUGGGUGUGAAGGAGUGUUGCGGCGAAACAGAGCUUUACAAAAAAUAUCCGCAACUAGCUGCUUGGUGCGACAAAGUGAGAAACGACCCUAUUUACAAGCGAAUCUCCCAGGUCACUCACCAGAAGGUUUUAGACAUCUGUGCCUCCAAAUAG